CAAAAAGUUCAGUUCUUCUAGUCCAUUGGUCUCACGCUUGCAUUUUCUUGCUUACGACGACCUCUUCGCACUUCUACUUUCGAAGCUUCGUACUGCCAAUUGUAGUCGGAUAGCUUGAGAUUGGUACACCAAUCUUGCCUCAGCUGCAAGCUCAAAAUUGGAGAGCGAGCUUCAAGCACGAUGUCAUUAGCUCCGUUGAAGGACUACAUAAACAAUGUGGUGCGUGUGAUCACAAUCGACGGUCGCACAUACCAAGGCACCCUUCUUGCAGUGGACAAUUCCACAAAUUUGAUUCUCACUGGAGCUGAGGAACGCGUCAUACAACCACCGGACAGCGACGAGCCGAAUACUAUAUCUGAGCCUCAAGUCCUCCUUGUGAGGGGCGAUCUGGUUCUUGUUUGCGCUUUGGUGGACGAGGACGUGGAUAGCGAGAUCGAUUGGCUGAAGGUACGCGGAGGUCCAAUAGGCAGUACGAAACACGUGUGAAGAGAGGGAACAUAGGUGGGGGGAAAGGAACUCAUGACGUACAACGACAUUGAAGUCAGAAGUGUCGGCGCACGGGUCCAAGAACGAGAACGACACGCGAGGCCACGGACCUGUGAAUCAAUUGCUCCAAGAAAGAAGCCUAAUGCGCGAUCCGCGAGCUCAAAGACACCCAGAGUCCACCGACAUGCUCUGUUUCCUUUACAGGCACCGUAACUUCCGGGUGUCUAGUCCAGUGCACCUACACAGGCUGCUCGUCUAUUCUAAUUACACUGUCCAAGGAGACCCUCCCAAGGCUUCAGCGAGACGAUGUCGGAUGAUUGCUUUUGCAGCACGCCGUUUAUGUAAUUACCUGCGAUCCACUGCUUGAUUUGGACAUUACUUGGCACCCUCCAGUUUCUUGCAUCUUCAGAGAAGUUCAACACCACGAGCCAUUUAUCCGAGCCGUCCGACUUUGUGUACGCGAAGAUUGGAUCGUCGUUGCCUUUUUCAUCACCGACGAUGUCAAAUUGGCCAUAGACAAAGACGCUUUUGUUUUUUUGUCUACGGGUUAAUGCUCGUUUCCAGAAUUGGAAAACAGACUCGUUUUGAGGAUCAUGGCCGUUGACCUGAGCUUUGGCGUUGAUUGUUUGGAAAUCUGGUACUAGUUUCAUCCAUGGCUUCACAGAUGGCUCCGUAAAUCCAGCGUUUGGUGUCUCAUCCGUCCAAGGAAUAGGUGUUCUUGCGUGGUCCCUUGACUUUGCAUUGACGACAUGCUUUGCAUGGUCCAUCAUCUUUGCGUCAUGGCCGUACAUUGUCUUCAUCUUCUUCCAGUAAUUUAUUGAUUCAACAUCGUCCAUGUACUCUUCCGGGUUCGUCUCACCUGCGAAGUUCUUCAUACCGAGCUCCUGUCCCUGGUAUACGAAAACUGUACCGCUUAACGUUGUCAUCAUCAGUGCCAACAGCUUUGCACAGUGAUUACGGUACUGCUCGUCGUCACUUGUAUAACGACUAACGGAACGUGGGUUGUCAUGAUUCUCUAUGAAUAAUGAAUUCCAACCACCUCGUCGUUGCAUCAUUUCCUGCUGAUGUGCCAAAAUCCGACGGAUUUCUGACUGCUUCCAGUCGUACAUAGUCAUUCGGUACGAUCCCGGAAUGUUGUCGAUGUCCACAAGUUCGAAAAGGAAUAUCAUACUCAGUUCUUGUCGAUCAGGGUGUACAGCACGCAGUAUUUCGUCCUCAUCCCGAACCCAUGGCAUCUCACCGACAGUUACAGCGUCAUACUUGCUCAAAACCUUUUGAUUCAUCUCAUGUAGAUAUUCAUGCAACCGUGGCCCAUUUGCGAAAUGUUUGAAGCCUGGUUGGAAUCGAUGGUCUGGAGCAACCACCUCGGCAUCAGGCAGUCCCGGGACUUUGGAGAUGAGGUUGAUAACGUCCAUGCGAAAGCCACACGCUCCGCGGUCCAGCCAAAAG
This is a messenger RNA of Verruconis gallopava, 1935 nucleotides long. RefSeq lists its product as uncharacterized. The record is from RefSeq and is a predicted model, not a curated record. NCBI's taxonomy places the organism in Eukaryota, Fungi, Ascomycota, Dothideomycetes, Venturiales, Sympoventuriaceae. Gene Ontology annotation, molecular function: RNA binding. Bases 181 to 486 code for a protein of 101 amino acids. The transcript has 3 exons. Gene Ontology annotation, biological process: mRNA splicing, via spliceosome. Gene Ontology annotation, cellular component: precatalytic spliceosome; U4/U6 x U5 tri-snRNP complex; U6 snRNP.